AGAGACAAGACUACAGAGUAUUCAGGAAUACAGACACAAGUCGCAAGAAACACCACAAAGCAGAGAGAGAAGAGAAACCUCCCAAAGAUUGUUAGCUAUGGCCCCCAAACGCAAUAGUCAGGCUACAUCGGCGGAGAUCUCACUAACCCACCUCAAAACCUGCCUGGUCAACUUGCCAGCUUCCUUGGUCCCACUGCUUGUCAGCGUGAACAUUGUGAGUCUGCCUCUUCCUCGAACCUGCCAAAAACAAUACUAACUCUGUACUAUGUAGCCAAUUCAAAAUGUAGUUGUAGAGCUCAAUUACCGUAUACCGCUUCCUCCGGGGACCAGCCAAACAAAUGGGGCCCCGAACAAUCGAUCCAUAUUCGUGGGAUGGACGGGCAUGCAAAGCAAGCGUAAACUCGCGCCAAUCGUAAACAGAGACGGAAUAUCCGGGACAAGAGGCAAUACAAAUCGGGAGCAAGAUGUAUCUCUGGUAGAAAUCGAUGCGACCUUUGCGCGUACUUUGGGUUUGGCGGAUGGGCAGAAAAUAACGGCAACCUUACACAUGGAUCCGCUAGUUGCCCAUACUGUCAACAUUGAACCUUUGACCGCAGAUGAUUGGGAGAUUAUAGAAUUACAUGCCAAUUUUUUGGAGUUCAAUUUUAUCCACCAAGUGCGGGCUCUACCUAACCCAAGCUAUGCAUCUUCUGGGUCGACAUCAGCACCUCACCCACUUACCCUGCAUCUCUCCCCGACUUCGACUGCCAAUAUAAUCGUCACUUCCUUGAUACCCGUGCUCUCUCCAAACUCGCCAUUUGCGAAGCUCUCUCCCGAUGCUGAAGUAAUUGUUGCACCAAAAACAAGAUCACGGCCAACGGCUUCCUAUGGAGAGAACCGUAGUGUUACCUCUAGGAAAAGUGCUGGCGGAAGAAGUACGGGAGGAAGGAGUGGUACUAGCACGGUUCGAAGACGAAGUGGGCAAGAAGAAAAAAGGCCUGCUAUGUUCUUCAGAGGUCUCGGCCGAAGUGCGUGUGAGGAUUUAUUUGACGAAGGCAGUGACUCACAGGAUGAUGGUCUUAAGGUCUGGGUGGAUCGAGAUGUGCUAUUCUCAAAAGCACUGAAGGGAAUCACUUGGGCAUGUGUCACUUUGGUCAAGCCCCCCAGCUUACAGAAUCCUGUUGACCCUCAAAAAUUACAGCAAGAGCUGGAGACUAUGCGAGAUGUCGGCAAGCUAGCCUCCAAAGUAGUUGCCCGCUUAUUGCCAUGGGAUGACCCACCGGACAGCCAGCAUGCUGCGUUGUCUUCUUCGCUAUCCGCAGCCAUGUCUCGUGAGGGCUUCGUUGGCGGAGUUGUGAAGCUUGAGGCUGCACCCACCCAGAUCGAGAGGAUAGAAAGGAAUGGUUCUCAGGUUAUUAAGAUAUAUCCCUUCGCAACGGGCAAGGGAAAAGUUUCCGAGGGAUUGAAAUUUGGCGGCGAGACUAAUGCGGAGCGAGAAGAGUCCUCAAAGCGUCUAUUUAAGAUGUACGGAGGGCAAGAUGACUGCGAUGGUAUUUUUGAUGGGCCGUUAACAAAUGGCGUUGUUCUUGGAACGCCAAAUAUGCCCACAGCUGGGUGGGAAGGCGGCAUCCUUCGAUUUGAUCACCGGACCCCCGAAUCUUCCAGUAAGACUUGUCACUGGUUCUUGGGCUCUGAGCGAAAAAUCAGUAUUGAGGUUCAACCUCCAAUACCAAAACCAUUAUCUGUCUCCAGCAGUGCAAUCGGAGAUCCUCUUGCACCAAUUGCACCUAUUCUUGUGGGUAUCGAUAAUCUCAUUGAAAAGCUGCAAUCACACCUUUCACAUAUGUCAUCAGUCUUGCUUACUGGUGCUCUUGGGUCUGGGAAAAGCUCUGUAGCACACCUUCUUGCCCACAAGCUUCGCUCUGAAUCGCUGUUCCACACUACCUAUUUUUCGUGCCGGAAGUUAGUCAACCACGAAACCCAGGUAUCAGCCAUCAAGGAAACAUUCACAAGAUUGUUUAUGGAUGCAUGCUGGGGUGCUAGACUGGGUGGAAAAUCCAUCGUGGUUCUAGAUGACCUUGAUAAGCUGUGUCCUGCUGAGACUGAGCUUGAAGUGGGCAAUGACAAUGGCCGCAGUCGACAAAUCAGUGAGGGCAUAUGCAGUGUUGUCAAACAAUUCUGCGGAAGAGACAGCAAUAUUGUUCUGCUGGCGACCGCACAGGCUAAAGAGUCUUUGCAUAAUGUCAUUGUUGGGGGUCAUGUUGUCCGUGAGAUUAUCGGACUCAAAGCCCCAAACAAAGAGGCACGAAGGAGGGUCGUGGAAUUAGUUGUUAGGCAAAAUGCUUCUGAUCCAAAUCCACACGAAGAGAGAGCAAAUACCGAUAGCAGAUCUAAUACCGAUAGUAGAGCAAAUACUGAUAGCCGGCCAACAACAGCCGAUGGUAGUGUUGCUGAAGGAGAAGAUACAUGGAUGGAUGGAGGAAGUGUUGCAGGUCGGGCUACUUCGAAUGAGAAGCCAGACGGACUUAUGAUAUCUCCUGACCUCGAUUUCCUUGACCUAUCUGGGGAGACAGAUGGCUAUAUGCCUGGCGAUUUGGUUCUACUUGUUUCUCGCGCUCGAAGCGAAGCCUUAAUACGCUCUGUGUCUGACUCACCAAACAAUAUUGAAUCGGCCACCAUCUAUCUUACCCGGGCCGAUUUCGACAGUGCUCUGAAAGGGUUUACUCCUGCGUCUCUUCGAAAUGUAACUUUACAGACGAGCACAACCACUUUUGCAUCAAUUGGAGGAUUACACGAGACUCGUAAAGUCCUUCUCGAAACGCUUCAAUACCCAACGACAUACGCUCCAAUAUUUGCGCAAUGCCCGUUGCGUUUACGGUCUGGUUUGCUUCUCUAUGGGUACCCUGGAUGUGGGAAAACAAUGUUGGCUUCUGCAGUAGCCGGAGAAUGCGGAUUAAAUUUCAUCUCUGUGAAAGGGCCCGAGAUCUUGAACAAAUACAUUGGAGCUUCAGAAAAGUCAGUUCGCGAUCUUUUCGAGAGAGCAGAAGCUGCAAGGCCUUGUGUGCUUUUUUUCGAUGAGUUCGACUCUAUUGCGCCAAAGAGAGGUCACGAUUCCACAGGUGUCACCGACCGCGUUGUCAAUCAGUUGCUAACCCAGAUGGACGGUGCUGAAGGACUGUCUGGCGUGUACGUCCUCGCUGCAACAUCAAGACCUGACUUGAUUGAUCCAGCAUUGCUACGUCCUGGGCGACUCGAUAAAAGUCUUAUAUGUGAUCUUCCAGACCUCGAUGAUCGAAUUGAUAUUCUAAAAGCACUCGGCAAAAAGCUGAAACUUAGCGAGGAGGUCAUCGAAGCUCUACCUGAUAUUGCAAACCGAUGCGAAGGCUACAGUGGAGCUGAUUUGCAAGCCUUGAUAUACAAUGCUCAUCUAGAAGCAAUUCACGAUGUUCUUGGUGACCAAGACCACACAGAGGUUGGCACCAAGAAAACAAACGGGACAAAUGGGACGACAUCAGCGGCUAGAAAUUUCAUCCAAUUCCGGUAUGGUCAAUCUGAAGACCUAGCCGAGUCUGAAGCGCGCUCCAGGGGUGGUCACAACAAAAGUGAACUCCUUGCCGAAAGAGCAGCCAUAUCCUCGAAAUUGGCAGAAAUCAAGGCGGCUAAGAAGCGAGCCAAAGCUGCCCAACGAGGGAUCGUUAGUAUUGAGAAGGCUCCAAAGGUGGAGAAGGAACAAGAAGAGGUUAUCAUUGCGUGGCGACAUGUCGAGAAGAGUUUAGGUAGUACGAGAGCUAGUAUUAGUGCUCAGGAUCGUGUUCGGUUACAGGCGAUUUAUAGGGAGUUUGUGGUUGGGAGAAGUGGUGAUAUGAAGAAUGGGGAGGGGGCUAGGGAUGUAGGGGGACGAACGAGUUUGAUGUGA
Messenger RNA from Hymenoscyphus albidus, 3895 nucleotides. Lineage: Eukaryota; Fungi; Ascomycota; Leotiomycetes; Helotiales; Helotiaceae. The record is from the annotation of a GenBank genome assembly.